AUUGAUGAAAUGAAUUGAAGAGGAAAUGAUCGAGCCCACUUGAGUAUGUGAAUGAGCAGUUGGGCUGGCCAUGGGAUUGAGAGAGAGAGAGAAUGAAGCAGAAGGAUGCACAUGGAGUUUCAGUGGUGAACGUGAAAGACCCAAAAAGAGGAAAAGGAAAGGUUGCUUCAGUGAAGGAUUUGGUUUGGAAAAGAGGAGAAAAAGAGGAAUGUGGAUAGAUAUAUGCUUCCAUCUGUGUGUCUUUUUUUCUUCAAGAUCUGCUUUAGUGCACUUUCCUAUCAUGGGUCCCUUUCUCUUGUAGAAUUAUGUCUUACAUGGAAAUUGGAAGUAAUCGUCUUUCUUGAAUGUGACCUUUAUGCACGAAAUGGGUUUUGUUUUUAACUAGUCAAUUGAAAAGCAAAGUUAAAAACAUUAGUGUGGAAUCAUAUUUCAUGCUGUUGAAUCUGUAAUAUUACAUAUACCCACCAGUCCAGCAUAAAGAAGAUGCCCAACUAGAAUAAAGCAUCUUUCAAAUUGAAGAAUUUUACUCUUGUUCUUGGAUGGGUCUGGGUAGGCUUUCACAUCAUUCUCAGACAUGUUCAUUAUCUUGUUGACAAAGGGUGUUGCUCAGUGCAUCUUAGGUAAAGGAAGCUCUUUUUCUGUCUGGGUCUGUGUUGUGAUUAUAUGCUUCAUUUGUUUUCAAGAAUUCUCCAAUCUCCAUAUCUAUUCUUAGGAUUAAAUGUAAAUCCUCUGUUGGGAAGAUUGACAGAAGGGACAGAUGUUUACUGUUGAAAAUAGAUUUUGUAGGUAGUCCAACUACUGUUUUAGUGUUUCUGAUAAAGUUACGGCUUUCUUUCAGCCGAUUACUUUAAGGAAAUAUAUGAGGAAUAAUUGUGGUCUACAUCACCCCCUUUUCUAGCUUUUUUCCUUUUGCUACAGAUCCGUUUCUUUCUUCUCUUGAAUCAUGGCAUUUCUGGCACUGCAUAGCUGUAAGGUAGGUAUACAACAUCCAUUCUCUCUGAACUUUGUCUUUUAAUUUCUCUUUUCAUAUUUUCAUCUUGAGUUCAAUAUCCCAUUAUUGUUUCUCUGCUCUUAAUCACAUGCCUACUUCAGGCUUUAGCCUUUAAAAAAAAAAAUUGUACAUAUAAAUUCCCAUGUUGCAG
Molecule: messenger RNA, 1142 nt
Organism: Rubroshorea leprosula
Lineage: Eukaryota; Viridiplantae; Streptophyta; Magnoliopsida; Malvales; Dipterocarpaceae
Source: the annotation of a GenBank genome assembly